Molecule: messenger RNA, 1172 nt
Organism: Lagopus leucura (white-tailed ptarmigan)
Lineage: Eukaryota; Metazoa; Chordata; Aves; Galliformes; Phasianidae
Product: LIM and senescent cell antigen-like-containing domain protein 1
Exons: 4
Coding region: 494-865 (123 amino acids)
Biological process (GO): positive regulation of integrin-mediated signaling pathway; cell-cell adhesion; positive regulation of substrate adhesion-dependent cell spreading
Cellular component (GO): cell-cell junction; cytoplasm; focal adhesion
Source: RefSeq, a predicted model, not a curated record
ACGUUAUUGGUUGUUUAUUUUGUACUACAAAGGAAGCUGUCAUUUCAGGAUCAUAGCAGAGGCUGACUUGAAAAACAACAGUAGUAUUGUGCCAGUGCUAUUGUCAGCUUAUGUUAUUCUUUCUCUGAUGUUUGAUAUCAUGGAGAAAAUGCAGAGGAGUACAUUUUCCUUUCAGUUACAUUUAUGUAAAUCCAAGAAAGAUACUGGUGCGAAGAGAGGCAGAAUGCAAGGCAGGCAUGACUACAGCUUUCUAACUGUGUGAGAAAAGUUCAGUAGCUAUUUUCAGAGAGAUUUGAUGCAUCCUACAUAGCAGGCUUUUCUUAGUUUCCUGUGGAAUCUAUCAGCCUUGUUUAAAAAAUAAUCAUAUUGAACUGGCAUAUUUGAUGCUGCUGAAUACAUUAUUGUAGUAGAAAUACAGUUCCUAAAACAAGUGCUCAAAAUUAAAUGAUGUCUACAGAAGCUCUUGAGUUGAACUUGUUCAGUCCCUUUAUUCAUGCUCUCAAUUAAUGAAUUUCUGAACAGGAAGGAACUUACUGCUGAUGCUCGUGAGCUGAAGGGAGAAUUGUAUUGUUUACCCUGCCAUGACAAAAUGGGCGUCCCCAUCUGUGGAGCAUGUAGAAGACCAAUUGAAGGACGUGUGGUGAAUGCUAUGGGCAAACAGUGGCACGUGGAGCAUUUCGUUUGUGCAAAAUGUGAGAAGCCAUUCCUGGGUCAUCGUCAUUACGAGAGAAAAGGCCUGGCCUAUUGUGAAACCCACUACAAUCAGCUGUUUGGUGAUGUAUGUUUCCAUUGCAAUCGUGUGAUUGAAGGAGAUGUUUGGUUCCUGGAGAUAUUCACCUAUCUGUCACAGGCACCUGUCUUUUGAAAAUAGAGGCUGAUAAUAAUUUCACAGAACCAGGAAGGAAUUGUACCUGAAAAGAUCUGGGAAGCCAUAACUGGAAGCGCCUUAAUUUUGAGGAGGAGUGAUUGUUUUGUAGCUUUUUGGACUAUCAUCAAUGAUAAAAUGCCAUAAGGCAAAUCAUUCCACGUGCAGUCACAUUAUUUUGUUCCUAGCUACACCUGCCUGAAGUAAACACUGUAACACAUCUUAGCCUCACCUAAGCCAAAGCCAUUCUCAAAGUGGGAGGAAGCCUCUGCUACAUGAAAGGAGCCAUAAAGUAGUUCACAGCCAU